AUGACCGGCGGUGGAGGUGAUGCUCCAUCGAUGCCGCCGGCGACUGAUGGCGGCGAAUUUCUACUCUCUCUACUCCAAAGAGCUAACCAACAUCCUCCACCACAACCACCAUCGCAGCAGCAGCAGCCAUCUCAAUGUCCUCCUCAAUUCUCUCCUUUUAUCACUCCACAAUUACAAAAUCAAAAUCAGCAUCAGCAUCAGCCUCAGCCUCUCGGUUUUGAUCCUGCAGUUGCAGCAGUAGGCCCCAGUCUACCCUUACUGCCUCAUCAAUUGUUGCAAUCCAACGGCCGUGAUCUUCUCUCUAGUUCUCCUCCUCUUUGGCCCCACAAUCUCGGCUUUCCACAGAAAAACCAUGCUUUUCCUCACCCCCACCCCCAUGGAAAUCAAUUCCAAGGAAAUCAAUAUUUAGCAGAUGAUUUGCAAAGGUUGGGGUUUUCAAAUACGGAGAUCAGAGCUAAUAACAACAACAAUAAUAAUAACAACAACAACAAUUUGAUUCAGCAUCUGCUUCAACAAAAGCAACAGUUAGAGCAAAAGCUACAGUUUGGUUCGUUUUCGAGUGAAAUUCAAAGCCCCGCUGAGGGUUUAGUGAAUGCGAAUUUGAAGCGAGAAGUAGGAUUAGGGAGCAGAAAUUUAAACGGGUUGGAAAGGAAUCGGCAUCUCGAGAAGCAACCAAACUCGCAUUCGAGGAAUUUUGAAGUGCGACAGCCAGGAGGCAGCAGUGGAGGGUGGGGAAACCAGCACCAAAACCAACACCUGCACCAGGAACAGCACCAAAAUUAUAGGUCUCCGCCUCCGGGUUUUUCGAAUAAGCCUAGAGGUGGAGGGGGAGGAAGAGGGAAUUGGGAUUAUCGAAGUAGGAGGAGAGCAUUGGAGCAUAAUAUGAACAGGGAAAAGGGAGAUUGUAGUGAAUUGAAUAAUGAGAAAGCGAGGAGAGGUGAGGGGUCAGUUGAGUUGGGGCUUGCGAGAAAGCUUGAUCGUCCAGGUCCACCUGCUGGGAGUAAUCUGCAUUCGGUUAUGGGUUCGGACAUUGAGGAGUCUCUGAUCAAUUUGGAUGAACAUGGAAAAGAUGAUGGAGGGGAUUUGGAUGAUCUUGGUGAAGAGCUGGUGGAUUCUUUGUUGCUUGAGGGUGAAUCUGAUGGCAAGAAAGACAAGAAGCAAAGUAGCAAGGAGUCUAGAUCAGAUAACAGGGGACAAAAGAUACUUAGUCAGAGGAUGAGAAUGCUUAAAAGGCAAGUGCAAUGUCGUUUAGAUAUUGACCGACUAAAUGCUGCAUUUCUUGCAAUCUAUGAGUCACUGAUACCGCCAGAAGAAGAAACGGUGAAGCAGAAGCAAUUUCUGAUGUUAUUGGAGAAACUAGUCAACAAGGAAUGGCCUGAAGCACGAUUAUACUUGUAUGGCUCAUGUGCGAAUUCAUUUGGAGUUUCAAAGAGUGAUAUAGAUGUUUGCCUUGCAAUUGAGGAUGCUGAGAUUAACAAGGCCGAGGUCUUGUUAAAGUUGGCAGAUAUAUUGCAGUCGGAUAACCUCCAGAACGUGCAGGCAUUGACUCGUGCUAGGGUUCCCAUAGUAAAGCUUAUGGAUCCGGUAACUGGCAUCUCUUGUGACAUAUGCAUAAACAACGUUUUGGCUGUUGUGAAUACAAAGCUACUUCGGGAUUAUGCGCAAAUAGAUGUGAGAUUGCGGCAGUUAGCGUUUAUAGUGAAACACUGGGCCAAGUCAAGAGGAGUAAAUGCAACUUACCAAGGGACCCUAUCUAGCUACGCCGAGGCUAAGGGGAUGUUGGGUUCUUUGCUUUGGUUUAUGAAGUGCAUUCCUGCUAUAUCGUUGUAUCCGAUUACUCUUCAAAGAGCAACUUAUUCUUCCCGAAAUAAGUUCACUGAAUCAGAAAUGGGAACGACAUACUCUGCCACUGUAGAUGAUAUUCGAUGUGCUUACUUUGAUCAAGUUGAAAAACUACGUGGUUUUGGAUCUCGGAACAAGGAAACAAUUGCUCAGUUAGUGUGGGCUUUUUUCAAUUAUUGGGCAUAUUGUCAUGAUUAUGCAAAUGCUGUUAUAUCCGUUCGGACAGGAAGCAUCCUCAGCAAACGGGAAAAGGACUGGACAAGGAGGAUUGGGAAUGAUCGUCAUUUGAUAUGCAUAGAGGACCCCUUUGAGAUAUCUCAUGACCUGGGUAGAGUUGUGGAUAAAUUCAGCAUAAAAGUUCUGAGAGAGGAGUUCGAACGAGCAGCAGAUAUCAUGCAGUAUGAUCCAAAUCCCUGUGUAAUGCUUUUUGAACCCUAUAUCUUCUUCUAUUCUGUCCCUGGUAUAGAACUUCUAGUUUUCAGAAUUCUUCAAAUUGUAAGUUUAGGUUUCGACAGUCGGCUGAAAGGCAGCCUAUUACUCCCUGAGAUGGACUCCAAGAGGCUCCAACCAUCCCAGAAAGUUGGAAUUGAGGGAGGGAAGUAA
Messenger RNA from Dovyalis caffra, 2445 nucleotides. The record is from the annotation of a GenBank genome assembly. NCBI's taxonomy places the organism in Eukaryota, Viridiplantae, Streptophyta, Magnoliopsida, Malpighiales, Salicaceae.